Molecule: messenger RNA, 4994 nt
Organism: Anopheles funestus (African malaria mosquito)
Lineage: Eukaryota; Metazoa; Arthropoda; Insecta; Diptera; Culicidae
Gene: Phlpp
Product: protein phosphatase PHLPP-like protein
Exons: 8
Coding region: 261-4934 (1557 amino acids)
Molecular function (GO): protein binding
Source: RefSeq, a predicted model, not a curated record
CGGUUGGAGUUCGGUUUUGAAGUGUUUUGAAGCAUUUUCCCCAUCGGUUUUCCACCGUGACCGUGAGUGAGUGACCAGUUGAGUGUGUUUCCAUCGGUGCACUAUGUGCUGUGAUGAGUGGUUUCGGGAGAAUUUGUUUUUCAAAUUUGGAAGGAAGCGUUAAAAUUCCAACUCGUGUAGCCUACUGUGUGAUGUGAUCUACGUGUGUUUUUGUUUGGUUUUUUUGAUGGAGUGAAAGUUCUAACCCGUAAUACAGCAAUAUGGUGGUGAGCACGAGCACCCCUAUCGGGGGUAUGACAAAUGGUGUGACCCAGGGAAUGGGAUCGAUCUUGCGCACGUACAAACCGCGCACGCCACGCGGAUCCGUAUCAAAGUUCCCCAGUGCCGGUAAGCUUGCUGUGAUUAGUGCGGAUAUCAAUUACGAAUCCAUCCCCGGCGAUGGUGGUAGCGAUGGUAACAAUAACCGUCUGCAAAGGGUGCUAGAUUAUGAUGUGGAUGAUGGUGAUGGGAAACAACUGGUAAAGUUCAAUGCAGAUGAGCAAGAGUGUUCCAAGUGGCCAGAUGGUUUGGAGGAGCGUAUCGAUACGAAGGCUGCAUAUCGGUUUGCCGAUACGGGUGUGCGUUCUGUUGGUGAGCGAGUACGGGAUGGUUCGUGCUCCGGGUCGUCGUCCGGUGUUAUUAUCGGCAAACCGGUCAACUUGAUGCUGUCGAAGAUGUCGCUACUGUGGAACACGAGCGGUUGGUUGCGGAUCUACUGCGGCCCGGAUCGUAGUGCGAUCAGUGCGGAGGAUCGUAGCCGGAUGAUACAUGUGGUCACGACGGCCACCACCCUAGACGUGGUGAAAGAUAUGAAUUUGCCGGCUGAUUACACGCUCUGGGUCCAGAUCGGUGGUGGCCGUACGAGACGGUUGGAGGAAAACGAGUACCCACUGUUGGUGCAGGAGGAAUUCUUGAAGUCGCUCGGUUACUUCGACGAAUCGCGCCGGGCCCGGCUCGGUAUCGAUCCAGAGCUAAAGUAUCUGAUCCGGUUUCACAUAGGCCCGGCCGAGAUACCGAUGUGCAAGGGUGUGUUGCGUUCGGGCACGGUCGAGCUGCUCAAAGGGUUAAUGUAUCCGCAGUGGCGCCGCCGUCAUUUGGCGAUCGUUGGCAGCAAACUGAUCGUCUAUCAUGGAAAUGCAUCCUUCUCGCCGGAAGUGUACGAGUUGGCCGGUGCGAAUGUGUUCGAGCAUGCACCGUGCGACAAUCGGUUAAUGAUCAAGAUCGUACCGAAGGGUGGCAGUUCGUCCAGUGCGCGCGAUAGUCUCGACCGUGAUUCGUCCCUGACCAGUGUGGAGUUUAUCGAUUGUUCCGGUACGGUUGGUGUGUAUCCCGGAUCGGCGAUGGCCAUCGGCAACCAGGUAGCGACAGCCGAACGGGAAACGGUACUGUUCCUGGGCUUCCGUGAGUCUUGGGAGCGUGACCAGUGGAGCGUCUGGCUGUCGGUGGACGAACCGGACCGGAGCACCAGUCAACGGUUGGAUCUGGAUGAUUCCGGUUUGCAGCAGAUACCGGACGUCUUUCUGCAAGCACCGACUGCUGUCGAGGAGUUGCUUGCUGGUCGUAACAAGCUGCAGGAGAUUGCCCUACGAGCGUUGGGCCAGUUUACGUACCUGAAAGUGUUGCGCUUGAACGGGAAUGCUCUGAAAGAAUUUCCCGACAAUUUGUACAGCUUACGGAACUUGCGGCUGUUGGAUUUGAGUGAGAACGAAAUACGUAAGCUGCCGGAUAGUAUUAGUGCACUUAAGAGCCUGGAAGAGUUUACAAUCGAAAGGAAUGAAUUACGCGAGCUUCCAGACAGCCUAAAAGGACUCUCGAGCUUAAGAAUCUUGAAUGCGGCCUACAAUCAACUGGAACAGUUACCAUCCUUCAUGGUGAACAACAUGCGCUCGAUGACUCUGUUUCAACGAAACGAUUCACUUCGAAAUGGACACCUGCAGCAUCGGGAUGCGUCCCAAAAGAGCGACGAAAAGCCAGACAUACCGCUGACCAAGGUGAACCUUCGAGGUAACCAACUCAAAGGAAGCAUUAUUCUCGGAAACUAUGGACUUCUAACGCAGCUAGAUGUCAGUGAAAAUUCGAUUGAGGUUAUGGAUCUGUCGGCGCUAGACAAGCUGGAAACGAUCCAAUGCUGCCGGAACAGUUUACGAGAGCUUACGCUAAGCGGACGGAAUCUGCACUCUUUGAUAGCGGGCAAUAAUAAUCUCACCAAAAUAUCCGUCCGAGCUACACCGACCAACCUGAAGCACAUGGAUCUUAGCUUCAACUGUCUGCAGGAACUACCCGAUUGGUUGGUUGGUUGCCACCAGCUAAGAACGCUGUACGCAAACAACAAUCAGAUCCAUACGAUUUCGGAGCAUCUGCUUAACAACGAACAUGCGACGAUCCAGACAUUGCACCUUGCCUACAACCAGUUGACCAGUUUUCCACCGAUGGUGAAACGGAAACUUCCCCUGCAGAAACUCUACCUGCAGUGUAAUCUGAUCGAGGAUUUGCCCGAAAAUUUCUUCAUCGCAUGCGAGCGUUUGACGAUCUUGAACGUGUCGAGCAACAAACUGAUGACGUUGCCGAUCAUUUUCGGUUCCAGCUGUAGUUUGGAGCGGCUGUACGCUACCAACAACUCGCUCACCGAUCGUGUGCUGGACUCGCUCAUAUGCUUGCCUCGUUUGCGGGUGCUUCAUCUGGGAUAUAAUCUGUUAACGACCAUGCCCGAGACGUGCAUUAGCUGCUGGGGUGAUCUGGAGGAGCUGGUGAUUUCGGGUAAUAAGCUGCGCCAUCUACCGGAGAACCUUGCCAACAUGGCAAAUCUGAGAGUGUUGCGAGUCCAUUCGAACCAGCUACAAUCGGUACCCAGUUUGGGUAGGACAAUAACGCUCCGAGUGUUGGAUCUUGCCCACAAUCAGCUGGACAAGGUAAACAUUGCGUCGUUGGUACCGCGCAACCUGCAGUUCCUGGAUCUGUCGGGCAACAGGCAGCUGCAGGUGGAUGCACAACAGCUACAAGCAUGUAGAACACAGCGCCCAAUGGCUCUGGUGGAUGUCUCGGGGAAGAAUCGGCCCUCACUUCCUACGGCCCCAUUACCGUACCAGGAGCACGAAGAUUACGAACCCUGCUGGAAGGUAGGGUUCGCCGAGACGAGCGGUUGUCUGCCUAAGUUAUGUAUUGCACAACUUCGAUUACCUGCAUUUUGUAACUCCGAGGGUCUAUUUGGAUUGUUUGAUGGUGAAUCAGGCAAUGGUGUACCGAACCUGCUGGUGAAGGCAAUCCCGAAGAUACUACUCGAGGAACGAACUGUGAAGGAAACGGCGAACGACUACAUGAAGUACACGCUACUGUCGGCACAUCGAGAGCUGAAGCAACGUGGUCAGCAGGAAGCGGUGAACGUUACGCUCUGUCACAUUGCCCGCAGUCGACUUCCUACGGAAGCGAUGAGCUAUCUUCCCCAAACGGUAGCGAGUGGACGUAAGUUUAUCCUUCGUGUAGCGACCGUUGGAGAGAGUUCCGCCGUGCUGAUCAAGCACAAUCGUUGUGUUUUGCUGAACAAGGGAAGUCCGUCGAGAAAGCUGGGACUUAGUGCUAACUUCCCCGUUACUGUGCCUGAUCCGGAGGUGCAGGAGGUGGUACUGAGCGAUGCGGACGAGUAUCUGGUGCUGGGGAAUAGAAAACUUUGGGAAGUGAUCACGAUGGAAACAGUUGCGGAGGAAAUUCGCAAGGAGGAGAACAUUUUGCUAGCGGCAAAGCGUGUACAGGACAUUGCCCAGAGUUAUGGGGCGGAGGAGAAUCUCAGCGUGAUGAUCAUUCGGUUCAACAAUCUCGGUACGGAUGUUGACUUCUUGAUGCGUGAGUUGCGUCAAACGAUCCGCAAGAAACCGACCCUGAUACAGGGUGGAACCGGUGUGAUAUCGGGGUUUUGUAAGUGUGGCUGUUGUUGCGAGACGAACAAUAGCUGCUGUCACUCGGCGGCAGCAGUACAGUUCGUGCGUCACCCUUCAGGCCGAAGCGAUCGAUCAUCGCCCAGUGGACAAAGCGAUCAGACGAGCGGCAGUGAAACGGUUACUCGGCACGGAUUACCUCGCACGAAGGGUUUGGAUGUGGUUGGAUCGUCUACAGGUGGAGGUUCCAUGGUUAGUCGACGGCCGAAUGCAACUUAUCUGGCGAACGAACGACGGAGCCUGCGGGGUGGCGUUGUACGUGCCGUUCGUGCUAAAAUUGAGGAGGAGAAGGAAAAGGAAGGCAUGGACGAGUCCGAUUCGGCCAUGUCGGAGGAACAGUUCAAGUGUUGGGAGUACAUGCUCGAACAGAACACACAGCUCCUGUUCGACAAGGAGCUCAACACCAUCUCGCGGGGGUUUGUCGCGAAACGGACAGGAACGCUCGGAAACGGAAUGUCCGAAACUGGAACCAACUCGUCCGGAUCUUCCGGAUCCGGGACAAGCAAUCUCACGAAGCUACAGCUAAAGAACCUCUCCACCAGUUCGCCCCAACUGGCACAGCUCGAGAGCGAUAGUGGAUUGAACUCUUCGUUGGCCAGUGGGUAUAGUGGCACGAUGAUGACCACCGCCCGUGCGACACCAUUCCUUUCGAAACAGUUCGGAUCAACGCGCUCUUUUCAUCCGUCUUCCUCCCAAAGUUACUUCAAACCGAUUCAGUACAACACGCCCGCUCACGGAGGCGCAUCACGACCGCGGCCUAUUAACACCGGUCCGAAUGCGGCUUACUUCGGAUCGCUACAGCGGCUGAUGCCUUACAACCUUGAGUACGAUGCAGCUACCGCGCAGGAUCGUUACGGUUCGAAUGGCAAUAUUCUCGAGCGGGACAGUACACUAGAGCUGGACACGAUUGAUCCGGAUGGUGGGCGAAUGCGACAGUACUGGGGUGUUGCAACGACGGAACUGUAAAUAGUGACCCGUUCGGAUGCUAUCGUGAUCGUCUUAUCAAACGCGAACGGAAACGUGUAA